GGGGCAACAUACACGCCAGGGCAGGGGCCGGUGGGGAGAGGGAGGCUGGGAGACGGGGCAGGAGGCAGAGGAGGUUGGAAAAGACAGGACUAGUGUUUAUCAUGGGGAGACCAGGCUGGCCUGUAAGGAGAGGCGUGGUUGUUCGGCUCCCAGGCUGCCCAGCACAGCCCCAGACGGGGAGAUGGACACUGGGGUUCAGUCCCUGUCUCAGCCCCAUUUGCUCUGUGAUGUUGGGCCAGGCUCGCCCUCUCUGGACCUUGAUUUCCUCUUAUGGGAUAGAGAGGGGUGGGAAUGGCACACCCAUCCCUUCCUCAUAGGCAGAAGGGGGUCAGUGUGGAGGUACAGGGUGCCCUGCAGAGGGCAAUGCAGGAUUAGCAAAUCGUGCAUUUCGUGGCAUCAGAUGGUCGCCUGGUGGGCUCGGCACAGGCUGUUGGGGCUGGCGUUUGUGAGCCUGGAGCCGGGGCCUCCCUGGCCAGUCUGCAGGAAGAGGGAGGGAGAUUUUCCGCCUGCUCUUGGGGAUGUGUAAGGGUUGGGGGACAGGUGGUGAGGAACCAUCUCCCAGGCCCACGGGAUUGAAGAGGGGAGGCUCUGUGUCUCCUUGAGGGCCUGACUCCUUGAGGGUGACCCAGAAUGUUCCCCAAGCCCCACCCAUGUUCUUUCUUGAAUUACCUGUGUUCUGGUUCUGUCUCCACCCUUGAGCUGGGUGACCUUGGGCAAGUAACUGGACCUCUCUGAGCCUCAAUGGAAAGUCCCAUAAUGCCUAGGAUUCUUGGAAGGAUUAAGUGAGAUGGCGUCUGGUGAAUGCCUGGUGAGGAGCAGGCACUCAGAGCAUGGCUGCCUCCCCGCAGCCACCUCUUCUUUCUCUUCCUCUCUCCUUCUUUGGGUCCCGCCUAAGCACGUGUACCGCGUGCUGCAGUGCCAGGAGGAGGAGCUCACGCAGAUGGUCUCCACCAUGUCUGACGGCUGGCGCUUUGAGCAGCUGGUGAACAUCGGCUCCUCCUACAACUACGGCAGCGAGGACCAGGCAGAGUUCCUGUGUGUGGUGUCCAAGGAGCUCCACAGCUCCCCGAAUGGGCUGAGCUCAGAAUCCAGCCGCAAAACCAAGCCCAGUCAUCUCAGGAUCCCGCUAACCUUUUCUCCCUCCCACCACUGCCUCCUCCUCCGCUUCCCGCUGGAGGUCCUGCCUCAUCUUCAUCCACCUCUUCUUCCUCCUGGAUCUCAUCUGCACCCUGCCUCUUCCCUCUCUGCCCCUGUCCGGGUUUUCUCUCUGCCUGCUCACGCCUCCAUCCCGGGUCUGCCCUGGUCCCAGCCUCCCGUGCCCUCCACCCAGGCCCCCUGGCCCUGCAUCCCAGAGCGUCCUGCCUGCCGCCUCCUGCGCCCCUUCUGGUACCUCCUGCCUCCCAGCCCGGGGAGGAGGGGCGCAGCUGCACCUCCUCUGUGCCCACCAACCCUGCCGGGCACCACUGAGGCUGGGCCCCGGCCGCAGGCCCUGCCCCGCCUCCUCUCCUCCCGGCCUCCUCCUCACGUUUCCUCCUUGCAGGUUCCCGUCCGCACUCUCUCAGACCUGAGGCUGAGCUUGCAGUGAGGGCUUCUCCUCGGCCCCUCGCCCGCCCCCAGAGCUGCCAUCCCUGCUGUUACAAGCCAGAGGCACCCGGAUGUGAGGCCCCAGAUCACCUCCAGGGACUUGGGGUUCCCAUCUGAAAUCCUUUAUUUUUGUACCAUGGGGUGGGCCCCGGGCCUGAGAAGGAAGAAGCCUCCUCUGUCUGCACCUGUGGGGCUGUGACUUACCCCUGCCUCCAGGGCCGGGGCGGGGCGGGGGCCCCCGGGACCUCUCAAGGCCCAAGGUGGGCCCCAGGAUCUCUGGGCAGAGCCGACUGCUCAUGGCGGACGUGCGGCAAUGUCUGGCUGUGUCUCUCCAGCCCCCGCGUCCCCUUUCCCGGGCUCCCCUGCUGCAUGGCGGAUGCACUCCUUCCUGGCCCAGUCACAUCGCCUCCUUGAGCCUUAGUCCAGGGGGUAACUCCUCCCACCCCACCUACCUCACAGGGUUGUUGUGAGGGUGCACAGAGGAGCAAGGUCCCUGAAGGCCCUCGGGCAGUAUAUAGGGGCCGCCCACCUUCAGCUGCCCUGGGAUGGGAAGGACCCAGCCCAACCCCUGGGCGUAACACUGUGUUUGCAAAUGGAGAUUCAGGUAUUGGGGAUGCAGGUUGUGGGGAGCUGGCCUGUCAGAGUAGGGGUAGGUGGCUUGGCCUUCACCUUGGUGAUCCCAUCCCCAGCCAUUUGCAUUGCUGGCCCAGCGCCUGGCCUGGGGGGCGGGGAGAGGCAGCAGAAGGGGCUGGGCAGGGGCGGUGGAGGACUCAGGAACUGCCCCGGGAGAGUGGGUGUGGCGGCUGAGCCAGCGGCCGUCCUGUGUUUGAAUUCCUGGGAUGGGUCCUUGCUUCUCGGCUAUGUCGGACCCCACCGUGUAAUAAAACCCGAAGGAACAGCCCA
This is a messenger RNA of Cercocebus atys (sooty mangabey), 2487 nucleotides long. It is a transcript of the gene KCTD17, whose product is annotated as potassium channel tetramerization domain containing 17. NCBI's taxonomy places the organism in Eukaryota, Metazoa, Chordata, Mammalia, Primates, Cercopithecidae. Gene Ontology annotation, cellular component: cytoplasm; Cul3-RING ubiquitin ligase complex. The transcript is spliced from 5 exons. Bases 788 to 1585 code for a protein of 265 amino acids. The record is from RefSeq and is a predicted model, not a curated record. Gene Ontology annotation, biological process: protein homooligomerization; proteasome-mediated ubiquitin-dependent protein catabolic process. Gene Ontology annotation, molecular function: cullin family protein binding.